AGAACUUAAAAGUAUUUAUGAAUGCGCGAAGUAUAAGAAGUAAAGUAGAUGAGCUUGAGGCUCAGUUAGAGGUUGGUAGAUAUGACAUUGUGGGGAUUACUGAGACGUGGCUGCAGGAGAAUCGGGCCUGGGAACAAUAUUCAGGGUUAUACAUCCUAUAGAAAGGGUGGGCAGAGGAGGGGUAGCUCUGCUGGUGAGGGAUGGAAUUCAGUCCCUUGCGAGGGAAGACAUAGGGACUGACGAGGUAGUCACUGUGGAUUGAGUUGAGGAAUUGUAAAGGCAAGAAGACACUAAUUGGUGUUAUCUACAGACCCCCAAAAAGUAGCCUGAAUGUAGGGUGUAAGUUGCAGCAGGAGUUAAAACUGGCAUGUAACAAAGGUAAUGGCACUGUGGUGAUGGGGGUUUUCAAUAUGCAGGUAGACUGGGAAAAUCAGGUUGGUUCAGGACUCCAAGAAAGAGAGUUUGUAGAGUGCCUCUGAGAUGGAUUCUUAGAGCAGUUUGUAAUGGAGCCGACCAGAGAAAAGGCAAUUUAGGAUUUAGUGUUGUCUAAUGAACCAGAUUUGAUAAGAGUACUUGAGGUAAAGGAACCGCUUGGAGGUAGUGAUCAUAAUAUGAUUAGUUUUAAUCUGCAGUUUGAGAAGGAGAAGGUUAAAUUGUAAGUGACAGUGAUGCAGUUGAACAAAGGGGACUCUGAAUGUAUGAGAGAGGAGCUGGCCAAGGUAGACUGGAAAGAGAUCCUAGCAAGAAGGACGGUGGAACAGCAAUGGCAGGAAUUUCUGGACAUAAUCCAGAAGACGCAGGGUCAUUUCAUUCCAAAAAGGAAGAAAGAUUCUAAGGGGCGUAGGAGGCAACCGUGGCUGACAAGAGAAGUUAGGGAUAGAAUAAAACUAAAAGAAAAGAUGUAUAACACAGCAAAGAGUAGCUGGAAGCCAGAGGAUUGGGAAACUUUCUUAGAACAGAAGGAAACAAAACGGGCAAUACGGGCUGAAAAGAUGAAGUACGAAGGGAAGCUGGCCAGGAAUAUAAAGAAGGACAGUAAAAGCUUCUUAAAUAUGUUAAGGGAAAAAGAGUAGCAAAGUCAAAUGUGGGUCCCUUGAAGGCAGACACGGGUGAAAUUAUUAUGGGUAUCAAGGAAAUGGCAGAAGAGUUGAACAGGUACAUCGGAUCUGUCUUCACUAAGGAAGACACGAACAAUCUCCCAGAUAUACUGGAGGACAGAGGAUCUAAGGGGGUAGAGGAACUGAAAUAAAUUUUCAUUAGGCGAGAAAUAGUAUUGGGAAGGCUAAUGGGAUGAUAAAUCCCCUGGGCUGGAUGGUCUCAUCCCUGGGUCCUCAGGGAGGUGGCUCUAGAAAUAGUGGACACAUUGGUGAUCAUUUUCCAAUGUUCAAUAGAUUCAGGAUCAGUUCCUGUGGAUUGGAGGAUAGCGAAUGUUUUCCCACUUUUCAAGAAAGGAGCGAGAGAGAGAAAACGGGAAAUUACAGUUAGCCUGACUUCGGUAGUGGGAAAGAUGCCGGAGUCAAUUAUUAAAGAGGUAAUAAUGGGACAUUUGGAUAGCAGUAAAAGGAUUAGUCCAAGUCAACAUGGAUUUAUGAAAUGGAAAUCAUGCUUGACUAAUUUUCUGGAAUUUUUUGAGGAUGUGACAAGUAAAAUGGAUGAAGGGGAGCCAGUGGAUGUAGUGUAACUAGACUUUCAGAAAGCCUUUGAUAAAAUCCUGCACGGAAGUCUGGUGACUAAAAUUAGAGCACAUGGUUUUGGGGCUAGGAUGUUGACAUGGAUAGAAAAUUGGUUGGCAGACAGGAAGCAAAGAGUAGGCGUGAACGGGCCCUUUUCAGAAUGGCAGGCAGUGGCGAGUGGAGUGCCGCAAGGCUUGGUGUUGGGGCUGCAACUGUUUACCAUAUAUAUUAAUGAUUUGGAAGAGGGAAUUAGGAGCAACACUAGCAAGUUUACGGAUGACAAAAAGUGGGUGGCAAUGUGAACUGUGAAGAGGAUGCUAGGAGGUUGCAGGGUGACCUGGACAGGUAGAAUGAGUGGGCAGAUGCAUGGCAGAUGCAGUAUAAUAUAGAUAAAUGUGAGGUUAUCCACUUUCAUGGCAAAAACUUGGGGGCAGAUUAUUAUCUCAAUGGGGUUAGGUUAGGUAAGGGGGAGGUGCAGCGAGACCUGGGUGUCCUUGUACACCAGUCACUGAAAGUUGGCACGCAGGUACAGCAGGCAGUGAAGAAAGCUAAUGGAAUGUUGGCCUUCAUAACAAGAGGAUUUCAGUAUAGAAGUAACGAGGGUCUUCUGCAGUUGUAUAGGGCUCUGGUAAGACCACAUCUGGAGUAUUGUGUACCAUUUUGGUCUCCUAAUUUGAGGAAGGACAUCCUUGUGAUUGAGGCAGUGCAGCGUAGGUUCACGAGAUUGAUCCGUGGGAUGGCGGGACAGUCAUAUGAGGAAAGAUUGAAAAGACUAGGCUUGUAUUCACUGGAGCUUAGAAGGAUGAGGGGGUAUCUUAUAGAAACAUAUAAAAUUAUAAAAGGACAGGAAAAAUGUUCCCAAUGUUGGGCGAGUCCAGAACCAGGGGCCACAGUCUUAGAAUAAAGGGGAGGUCAUUUAAGACUGAGAUGAGAAAACACUUUUUCACCCAGAGAGUUGUGAAUUUGUGGAAUUCCCUGACACAGAGGGCAGUGGAGGCCAAAUCACUGGAUGGAUUUAAGAGAGAGUUAGAUAGUGCUCUAGGUGCUAGUGGAAUCAAGGGAUAUGGGGAGAAGGCAGGCACGGGUUAUUGAUUGGGGACGAUCAGCCAUGAUUACAAUGAAUGGCGGUGCUGGCUUGAAGGGCCGAAUGGCCUCCUCCUGCACCUAUUUUCUAUGUCUAUGUCUAUGGAUGACAAGUAAAUUACUGCAGGAUUUGAAAAUCUAAAAUAAAAAUGGAAAAUUUUGAAAGUACUUAGAAAGGGAAACAACUGGCAAAUCAGUCAAAACAAAUUCACAGCGUUAAAUAUUAUUUUAGAUAUUUUUGAAUUCCUUCAUCUAUAGUUCUUUGACUUUUAAAGCAAAUGCUGAACUUUCUCAAAAUAUUUGCCCACCUCAUCUAUAGCUCUUGAUAAUCUGCCUCUACAGCAGUGAUCCACAUUUCUCCUGCAAAAAUUCAAAGGGAAAAACCAGUAGUUGGACCCUCCUGGGCUCAGAAACAUGAAGAUCAUAAAAAACAGUAACUCAAUCAACUGAGUAAUUCAAUCUGACAUGAUAGAGGAUGGAAGAGAAAGGUCAUUAACAAUUUACAAAUUUUUGAUUGUGUUUUGAAUUAGUGAUUUUAAGAACACAUAAAAACAUUUUAAAUUUGUGUUGUUUCAUUAUUCCAUGAUUGAGUGGCCAAUCUGUUUCAAUACUGUGGAGGAUGGUAAAAAAUCUUGAAGGUCACAGUUUAGAGGUUAUUGCAUGUGAGUUAUGGGUUACAGGAUUAAGUGGGAUAUGGUCGUUGGGGCUAUUGAUCUAACUGAACAUAUGAAAAUAGCACCCCUUGUGCAUUGGGGAGCUUUAGUUUCAGGCUCACCAUCUUCUCCAUUAUUAAUGUUGCUACCUUCAUCCAAAUAGGUGUCUUCAUUGGUGACUUUUCUGUCCCAUGUUCUUCGGACGCAGCAUACCACAAUACUCCAGCUGGUGAAUAUCACAGUUAAUUUCCAGAUCAAUCAAAUGACUUGGACGUUAACUUGAACAUUCUGACGAGUUGCUAGAUAAUGCAUCACAUGCUGAUCUGUUGCUUGCCUACUCUUGGAUGGAGGUUCCCAGUGAGGUUCUUGGUCACAGAUGAAGAAAAUAGCCCUUGUCCCCAAGGAGCCAAACUAAUUAAUCCAUUUUGAUGAAUUGUCUCAGGACUGAAUCGCUAGCCGUUUUUCUUCAAGUGCUGCCUGAUCUGAAACUUGAGAAUGAGCGGGAAAACCUGGAUGGCCGGUCGGACACAGCAGCAUCCACUGCACGGAGUUUGGACGGCCAGGGAGAUGCACUACACAAUGCACUGAAACGGAAAAAAGGCUUGCUCCAAAAACUGAGGGAGCAGCACAUGCUGGAUGAAUGCUCCAGGCCCCACACCUGGGGUGGGACCCGGAGACGAUAUCCUCGCCUGGAACCCAUUCAGCAGGCACCACCGAUUCACGUAUAUCAUCAACAACCACCGGAGCAGCCACGGAUCAUCCAACACCCGUACCCUCAGCAACCCACAACGAUCAUACAACAGUUACCACAGCAACAGCCACUCAUCACGCAGAUCCCACCUGCACAGACACUGCCUCCAAUCAGGUCUGGCAGCAUCAAGGAGGAUAUGGUUGAAAUGAUGUUAAUGCAAAAUGCCCAAAUGCAUCAGAUAAUUAUGCACAAUAUGAUGUUGAAAGCACUGCCUCCAAUGGCAUUUUCCCAGCAUGGAGCUUCUGCCAGUCCUAUGGUUUCUCAGGUACAGGAUGUUCAGUCGGCUGUGCCAUUUGUAGUAAAAACAGAGAAGCCUCGUCCAUCUUCAGUGCACCAUCAUCAUCACUACUCUUCCCAAGGACAGCCCACAGCACAUCCACCUCCUCUCCCACCAAUAGGACACCCACUGUGGGCAUCUAUGCUACCUUCCAACCCUAUGGCACAUUACAACAGCUUGCAGCCUUCAGUGCAACACAUGAUGGGUCCCACAAUGACACUUCCUGCCUUACAAACGGAAUUAGCAGAUGGGACCUCCCGGAUGCCUCCUGGGUUGUAAGUGCAGACUAAUGAAACCUUAAGCUCCAGUAUGCAACGGAUUAAUAUCACCCAGUCGGCAAUUUAAAUUUUGGAAGAAUGGAUUCUGAUCACUAUCCAAAUGUUGGAGUGUGGAGGUUCAGAACAAUUUUAAUGGAAAUUUAUAUCAUUCUAUCGUGGAUAGUCAAUGGUACAAAUGUAUAAAGUACAAAGAAAAAAUGUUAAAUUUAUUUGAUAGAUUCAAAAACAUGUAGCCUGUUUAUCCCAUUGAAUAAACAGAAAAGCAACACAUAUAGGCGACUCCUCAUUAUGGGGGCUGGAGGGAGAGUGGAUUGCAUUCCUAAAAAAUAGUCCUAUUGCAGUUUUCCAUAAUGCAAAGCCAUGUCAUUGGUGCAUGCAUCAAAGAAAGUUUAUUUAUUUACCUCCUUUCACAUAUACCACAAGAGUGAAUUUUAUUCUGUAUCUCAUAUUUUCUGGCAGUUACUUGUUCAUUCCAUUACAUUUGAUUUCUGUUACACGUGGCCGUAAUGUGGAGACAAUCUGCAUUACCUAUCUUACUGAAGAACAACUCAAUAUCUCAGACAUAACGUUUAUGCUUUUAUAUAAACAAGGCACACAUUUUCCAGCCUAUGAAAUUUUCCAUCCAUUUGCUCAACUAUCAUGAACCAUUCAUUCACUCACUCAAUGAGAUCCAUUUGAUUCCAUCUAUAGGCUUCAUUUUUAACUAUAAAAGUCCUUCACAAUCAGUGACUCAACAGCAAGAAGGAAACCAAAAAUAUAAGAAUCAAUUCAUGACUGGUU
Leucoraja erinaceus (little skate) is the source of this 5495-nucleotide messenger RNA. RefSeq lists its product as uncharacterized. The transcript is spliced from 9 exons. NCBI's taxonomy places the organism in Eukaryota, Metazoa, Chordata, Chondrichthyes, Rajiformes, Rajidae. The record is from RefSeq and is a predicted model, not a curated record. The coding region runs from base 3838 to 4716 and encodes 292 amino acids.